GUUGACCAAUUUCUUCAUCAUCAUCCGCGGGGAAGGAAGCCGCAGCCUCUUCACCACUCCUGCCCAGCUGUGAACAGUGGCUCCCCGGGCUCCAAAGCGACAACACAACCGUUGCUGAUUUGAAAGAAAAAAAAAGAAAAAUGUCUGACGAACAGCCAAAUAUGUCGACAGGGAGGACAGCAGCGUUAAGUGAAAACGUACUGUUUGGGAUGGGAAAUCCCUUGCUUGACAUUUCAGCUGUUGUGGACAAAGACUUCCUUGACAAGUUCGGACUGAAGCCCAAUGACCAGAUCCUCGCUGAAGACAAACACAAAGCCUUGUUUGAAGAAAUUGUCAAGAGGAACAAAGUUGAAUACCAUGCUGGUGGUUCGACCCAGAACUCAGUGAAGAUUGCUCAGUGGAUGAUCCAGAAACCUCACAAAGUGGCUACCUUCUUCGGAUGCAUCGGUACAGACCAUUUUGGGGUGAUCCUGAAGAAGAAAGCCGAAGAGGCCCACGUCGACGCACACUACUAUGAACAGAAUGAGGUGCCGACUGGUACCUGUGCGGCCUGUAUCACAGGGGACAAUAGGUCCCUUGUUGCUAACCUGGCAGCGGCAAACUGCUACAAAAAGGAAAAACACCUGGACUUGGACAGCAACUGGGAGCUGGUGAAGAAAGCCAAGGUCCAUUAUAUUGCGGGGUUUUUCCUGACUGUGUCCCCGGAGUCAAUCCUGAAGGUGGCGAAGCACGCUUCAGAUAACAACAAAAUCUUCUGCUUGAACCUCUCAGCACCUUUCAUCAGCCAGUCUUUUAAAGAGCCCUUGAUGAAGGUCAUGCCUUACGUCGACAUCUUGUUUGGCAACGAGACGGAGGCGGCCACAUUUGCCAAAGAGCUGGGCUUUGAGACAGAUGACAUUGAGGAGAUUGCAAAGAAGACCCAAAACCUCCCCAAGGACAACAUGAAGAGGCAGCGAGUGGUGGUCUUCACCCAGGGCAAGGACGACACAGUUGCUACUGUUGCUCAGACUAGCCAUGCACGGGGAGAGAUGGCCUCAGGUAAAGACACCAACAUAUCACUCAUCACUGGGGACUGCAGAGAAGCACAGCUACAGCAGGGCUGUUAGAACUGCAGGACACUGCCUUCACAUGUGUCCAGUGUCCUCAAUUUCAUACUGCUGGCAAGAGUAUUUAGGAGCUGAAGUGACAGUAUUUCACUGGCAGCAUUGUUGGACAAUCAAUAAUUAAUCGUGUCUUUUAUGUAUUUUCUGUGGUGCUUUGUGAUUUAAUUGUCUGUGCUGCUAUUUUGGCCAGGACUCUCAUGAGAUUAUCUUGGUAUAAUAAAGGAUAGAAGUGACUGUAGUCACAAUUUUUAUAUUAACAAUGGAUAAUGAAGACACAGAAUGAUUGAAUACCCAACUCUGCAGCUCUCCCCAGCUUUUAAGUAAUUCUUUUGGUUUUAUGGCUUAUAACUUUGCUGUUUUGGUUCACUCUCAUCAGUGUUGUUUAUAGCCUCAGUGGGCAGCUGUUUUCAGUGAUAAAGCUCUGAUAAACCCACUACAAGCUACGUGCCCAGCUGACAGAUGCAGUUAGCAACUAGCUGGUGGACAUGGUGCAGCAUUUAGCAGCUAAAUGACCAGAUAUUCCUCAGGAGUUGGUGGAGAACAAAAACGGAGCUAAAAGGAGAGUGAAUAUUGUACUUUUUGUAAAAUCAGAUACACAUAAACAAAAUUAAAAUUAAAUUUGUGCUAAUGUUGCUUGGUGUCUGCUCAAUUUGUCAACAAGUUCAGGCCACUUCUUUGUGAUUAGUGAGUAGUUGCACUAUGUGCUCAUAUCACACUUUUUAACACUGACAAUAUAUGUUUCAAUAUUGCAAAUGUAUGCAAAAUAACAUGUCAGAAAAUCGAGCUGCUGUUCAGUGCAGUGAACUGUGUCCAGCGCAUCACGCACACCACAUUCAUUUUCAAAGUGGAAUUCCUGGAAGUGUGUUUCCUUUCAUGAGAAUUUGAAAAGAGAUCUUUAAGCAGAAUCCUGACAGUAAAAAAGAACAAGAAUCCAUCCAUCCUGCUGGACGUGAUGGAUAAUUCCUGUGUGCUCCUCUCAUUGCUCCUGCGUGAAGACAGAGCUGUGCGCCUCUGUGAACUUUAUAUAAAAUACAUGAUGAAUGCAGGCAGGAUGAAAGACAAUGUGUUUCAGAUGUCAUCUACAAAGGCAAACAUGAUAAAUGUCAUUGACGGUGCUAUCAUUGCAGUGGAGCAGUUACAGUAGUCGGUGCAGCGGCAGAAAUCGACGUAUGUGUUGUGUGAACAUAGCAAUUCAUGCCAGCCAAAUAAAUGUCAAUGUAAAAAGAGAAUUAAAGAUUUUCAUUUCCCAGAGGCGGCGCUCUAAUAAACUUGAUCUCUCAUUUUGUUUGCAAUUUGUCCUCCUGUCAGGAUUUGAUCAUUUGCCAGCCUCUGCAUGUCAUGUUAAACCAUUUUACAGUGAUUAAGGAUGGGAAAAUGCCUUCCCCCAUGGUAUAAUUCUCCAAAAAAAGAUGUCAAUUUGUUAUUGUUCUCUUUUUUUCUGCCCUCCAUUUGGAGUCUUUCAUCACACCACCACUUCAAACAUGCCUUUUAAGAGCUGGGAGCAGGGGGAAAUGGCCCUUUAUUUAGCUGCCACUGACACUGCUGAACUACGCUGGGCUUUUGCUUAUACACCCAUUAAAGCAGUAAUUAAGAUCAUUGUGCCCUGAACCUUAACGGUGAGGAGAUCUAAUAAACGAUCAUUCAGCGGGGGUCGCAGCUCUAAUCGCUGAUAAGGACUUGAUAAAGCCUGACUCGGCUCCUCGCGGAGUUUUAGGGCUCUCAAGGGGGCUAAGCAGGCAGAUUUUGACGGUGAAAAAAAAAACUGAUCUAUACAUGUUAAUCACAUGAGGGAGACUGAGAGAGGGAUACUGUCUACAAGGCAAAAGGCUCUUUACUGUGAGUUAUUUUCUAAGCGUGUUUACGUGUCAUUCUCUCCAAAGUUACAGUAGAUUAAACUCUGUAGAAUUAUUGACAGAUUUACUUGAGUAGCCUGUUUGAAAUGCAGGAUGUUUAUGGUCUAUACUUCAUGAUAGACUAAAUCAAUUAACAUUCUGCGCUAUGAGAAAGACCGCCUCUCUUUUCCCCUGGCAUCUCACAUUGAAGUGUUUUCUUUCAUGUCUCCCUGAAAGGAUAUUGUUUGGCGAUGAUCUUUUGCCUGUGGUUACAGUAAUUACAGGCAUAUGUAUUUUUUUUUCUAACUCAAUUGUGAACAAAGAUGCUGGUUAUGAUAGGGAAACAGAUUGAAUGUCAACUUGCUCCUAACCUGUCGCGUUUGCCAAGAAAGUGGUAAC
Scatophagus argus is the source of this 3334-nucleotide messenger RNA. RefSeq names its product adenosine kinase b (gene adkb). The transcript is spliced from 10 exons. NCBI's taxonomy places the organism in Eukaryota, Metazoa, Chordata, Actinopteri, Scatophagidae. Gene Ontology annotation, molecular function: adenosine kinase activity. The record is from RefSeq and is a predicted model, not a curated record. Bases 141 to 1106 code for a protein of 321 amino acids. Gene Ontology annotation, cellular component: nucleus; cytosol. Gene Ontology annotation, biological process: purine ribonucleoside salvage.